AUGGCAGCUCCCCAGCACCUCCAGGCGCGCGUCGCCACCCUGCACUUGCAGCAGAGGGUACAGACCUUGACCGUACUCGAGAGCGAGCUGGCGUCUCUCAAGCCUGGCGCACGCAUCUUCCACACGGCAACCGCCUCAGCCGACCAACUGAGCAUCGCGCACUCCCAUGGUCAGCUGGCGCUCUUCCCCGGCCUGAGCAAGGAAGGCGCGCUCAACGACGUGAAGCGUCAGAAGCAGCUCGCCAAUGCAGACCUCAACCAGGCGCUCGAGCAGAUCAACGCGGACCGGGCAAUCGCAAAGUGA
Messenger RNA from Pseudozyma flocculosa PF-1, 303 nucleotides. RefSeq lists its product as uncharacterized. The transcript has 4 exons. Bases 1 to 303 code for a protein of 100 amino acids. NCBI's taxonomy places the organism in Eukaryota, Fungi, Basidiomycota, Ustilaginomycetes, Ustilaginales, Ustilaginaceae. The record is from RefSeq and is a predicted model, not a curated record.